Helianthus annuus (common sunflower) is the source of this 1703-nucleotide messenger RNA. RefSeq names its product calmodulin-binding protein 60 D. Gene Ontology annotation, molecular function: DNA-binding transcription factor activity; sequence-specific DNA binding; calmodulin binding. Bases 374 to 1525 code for a protein of 383 amino acids. The transcript has 5 exons. NCBI's taxonomy places the organism in Eukaryota, Viridiplantae, Streptophyta, Magnoliopsida, Asterales, Asteraceae. The record is from RefSeq and is a predicted model, not a curated record. Gene Ontology annotation, biological process: regulation of salicylic acid biosynthetic process. Gene Ontology annotation, cellular component: nucleus.
CAAACAUUCAAACCUCAGUCCUCAUAUUACAUGUUCAUGUGGGUGUGUGUGUUUUGUAGAUCUCUAGGAAAUUACAAGGUUAUUACGCGGUUUGGGCGCUAUUUAGUCAUCUUUUUCAACAAUUUCAAACCCUAAAGAAUUAACACAAAUAUAUCAAAACCUUUUCAUCCAGUAAUAUCUUGGAAAUUUUCUUCAAACCCUAAUCAAAGAAACCAUAAGUAUUUGAAAGUAAAGCUCAAAACCUUCGUAAUCAUCUUCCUCUUCUCCUUCUUCUUCAACAUCUUUAAGAAGCUAAAAUCAACCACCACUUUAAUCAUCCGAGCUAGUCAUCUUUCUUGGUGGGAGCAAGGAACUUCAUCGGCUUAACCACACAAUGGAAAACUAUGUUCAGAAUCUUGAAUUUGACCACGCAUCCGCUAUUGUAGAACCAAUGAAUCUAGAGCUAACCUUUCCGACUAAAGUCGCAUCACCGGUGUACACUGGGAGAACGAUUACCGGAGAAGUUGAUUGUAAUGGUAUAAAUAAGCCCAUCAACAUUAUGUUGGUUGAUAGCAAGACGCGCCAACGAGUAACUAACGGGUGGGCAGCCUCUCUAAAGGUGAAGAUAGUACUCAUCAAUGCAUAUUUUUGUGGUGUAAAUGGGGUUGAAGGUGUUUGGACACCUCUAGAGUUCAAAAACAACAUAGUUGUUAAUUUCGAAAAAAAGAAAAAUAUUCUUUUAGGUGAUCGUUCUCUCGUACUUAAAGAUGGAAUUGGGACACUAGGUGAAAUGAGAUUUAAACACGAUAGAAAUCCUCUUCGAAAUGUCACAUUUCGAUUAGGAGCAAUGGUUGAUGGUGAUCAUUUUCCCUACGCGAUCAAAGAAGCUAUAACAUAUCCCUUUGAUGUCAAGGAUCGCCGCAACGAAUCUAAGAACUUAGGUCCACUGUUGCAAAGUGAUAAGGUGUGGCAAUUGGUAAAUAUAUCGAAGAAAGGCCCUAUUCGUAAACGUCUCGAGAGAAAAGAUGUCUGGAUAGUGAGGGAUUUUCUCGAUAUGUACAACUCGAACUCUGAAGUACUUAAAGAGAUUUGUGGGUUAAAAGGCAAAAAGUGGGAGAUGACGGUAAGUCACGCGAAAACAAGCCUAGCUAAUAAUGUGCCUAAUGUGUAUAGACAAGUUGACUCUACCUCUCUAUAUCGUUCCAGUUUUAUCGGAUGUCCCCAAAGGGAUGGAUCUACCUCUCAACAAUUGGACCAUAUAACAUCAUUUAACUAUGAUGACAACAUAAACUUCGAUAACAAUUGUUACAAGCCACAACUUUGUGAAGAAGAUCCUUCUUGUAACAUGUUCAAAGUGGGUUGUAACUUUUCAAUCCAAGAUGUUGAAGUAGGUGGUGUGAUUUUUCUUGGAGUUGAACCAUAUGAAGACCAACAAAAAGGAAUCAAUGGUGCAUCCAACAUGGAGCCCAACGAAGGCGGUCUAGCUAAAAAAAGAUGGAUGAAAUUGCGUGCAACACUAUGGUUCUCGUUGGUGACUAUCGCUUAGAGGGUAGUGCUUGUGAAUAAAAAAAAUCAGUAAGUUAGUUUGAUUGGUUCUGCCCGAAUAAAAAUUUGUGUGCAGUUGUGAUUUUUUUGAUUUCUUGAUUAUUAUGUAUACAUGUAAUAUUAUUUUAUUUUAUUCAUUAUUGACGCUUCUUUUUAAUAAGAUUAUACAUAGCCCAAGA